This is a messenger RNA of Morus notabilis, 954 nucleotides long. RefSeq names its product sorting nexin 2B-like. The record is from RefSeq and is a predicted model, not a curated record. Lineage: Eukaryota; Viridiplantae; Streptophyta; Magnoliopsida; Rosales; Moraceae. Gene Ontology annotation, molecular function: phosphatidylinositol binding. The transcript has 2 exons. The annotation marks the transcript as partial.
CGAUCUCCGCCGUCGAUCUCUCCCGUCAACUCCGUCGUGGAUCCGCCGUCGUACGCCGACGCGAUCUUCACGUCGUUCGAUUCCUCUUCACCCAACGGCCACCGGAGCGCCAAGCUCUCCCCGGGAUCGGAAUCCGGCGACGGAAUCUCCGAUUUCCUGAAGGUGUGGGUCUCGGAGCCGCAGAAGGAGCAGGAGCCGACCGGCCGGACUACUUUCUACACGUACCUGAUCACGAUGAGGACGAACAUUCAAGGUUUCGGAGGAUCCGAGUUCAUAGUGCGGCGGCGGUUCAGGGACGUGGUGGCGCUGUCGGAGCGGUUAUCGGAGACGCACAGAGGGUUUUUCGUCCCCGUACGACCGGAUAAGAGCGUGGUGGAGAGCCAGAUGAUGCAAUCGGAGCAGUUCGUGGAGCAGCGGAGGGCUCAAGUGGAGAAGUACCUGAACAAAUUGGCGGCGCACCCGGUGAUUCGGAGGAGUGAGGAGCUUAGAGCGUUUUUGAUUACCAGAGGGAGGGUUUUGCAGCUUCCGAAGAGCGUGGACGUGUCGCCGAAGCAGCCUUCGGUUGUGGCGGCGGAGGGGAGAACCGGCGGGGACUUGAUGAGGAUGUUCAAGGAGUUGAGACAGUCGGUGGUGAAUGACUGGGGAAGAGUCAAGCCUCUGGUUGUUGAGGAAGAUAAGGAGUUCUUGGAGAGGAAAGAAUGGCUCUUGGAGUUUGAGCAACAGCUUAGCAAUUUGUCUCAACAGGCUGAGGCUCUGGUAAAAGCUCAGCAAGACAUAGGAGAGACAAUGGGGGAAUUGGGGUUGGCAUUUGUGAAAUUGACCAAGUUUGAGACGGAUGAAGCCGUUUUCAACUCACAAAGAGUAAGAGCCGCUGAUAUGAAAAACGUGGCGACUGCUGCUGUUAAAUCCGGCAGAUUAUAUAGGGAGUUAAAUUCGCAGACGGUUAAGCAUUUG